This is a messenger RNA of Colletotrichum spaethianum, 390 nucleotides long. RefSeq names its product hydroxyacid oxidase 1. The record is from RefSeq and is a predicted model, not a curated record. The transcript has a single exon. Lineage: Eukaryota; Fungi; Ascomycota; Sordariomycetes; Glomerellales; Glomerellaceae. The coding region runs from base 1 to 390 and encodes 129 amino acids. Gene Ontology annotation, molecular function: oxidoreductase activity.
AUGAGCGUCGAGGAUGCCCGGGCUGCAAUUGAGCACGGUGUACCUGCAAUCUGGCUCUCAAAUCAUGGCGGUCGACAGCUUGACGGUAGCCCGUCCUCUCUCGAAGUUGCCCUGGAUAUCCAUGAAACCGCACCUGAGAUCUUCACCCAAAUUGAGGUUUAUGCUGAUGGUGGUGUACGAUAUGGAGCUGAUGUUCUCAAGUUAUUGGCCCUUGGUGUAAAGGCUGUUGGACUAUCACGUUCGUUCAUGUUUUCGAACGUGUUUGGACAAGAGGGCGUUGAGCGGGCAAUCCAACUUCUCAAGCAAGAAAUUGUGAAUGAUGCCGGUAAUCUGGGCGUUCCUGAUCUGAAGCAGAUUGAUGCUAGCUACGUCAGACAACCCGCAACUUAA